Molecule: messenger RNA, 324 nt
Organism: Morchella importuna
Lineage: Eukaryota; Fungi; Ascomycota; Pezizomycetes; Pezizales; Morchellaceae
Exons: 6
Coding region: 1-324 (107 amino acids)
Source: RefSeq, a predicted model, not a curated record
AUGGGAAUCGACCGUUUUAUUCUCGCGGCGGGCAAUAGAUCUAUAGAGAAAUUUCAUAUGAGCGGGUUGCAUUUUCGGGUACCAAAUACCUGCUGUCGCGAGUGCGAUCUCUGUAAACCUCAUAUUAGUACUCGGGUUACGUUCUCGGACGUAAAUAUUAAGGCGAGGUACCGCUGGCACACUACCGUACCGAACGGUAAGGUGAUUGGGCGCACACCGCUAGACGUAUCUUCGCAAAGCAUUUACUAUCCUCCAGUACUUGUAGUUAUAUUCGUGGGCUUCUUUGAAGAAUGCACUAGUAUCGUAUACUUUUGCACUUUGUAG